UUAGUCUUGCACCGAUCUUCAUGCCUGGCAACUAACAAAAUCCACCCGGGGGAGCUGCUCUUCCCCAGCACAGACUUGGAUAUUUACUGCUUUGGGGGCUGGGGAUCUUUUCUGAUCUACUAUAUAUAUUUUGGACACUGGACGCCAUGUUGUGGAAACUAGCAGAUAAUGUCAAAUAUGAAGAGGACUGUGAGGACCGGCACGACGGGAGCAGCAAUGGGAACCCCAGGCUCCCCCACCUUUCCGCCGUCAGCCAGCACUUGUACAGCCCGGCUCCGCAGCUCUCCCAUUCCGGGACGUCCGACUUCCAGCCCCCCUACUUCCCACCCCCCUACCAGCCUCUGCCUUACUCCCAGUCCAGCGAUCCCUACUCCCACCUCGGGGACCCCUUCUCCAUUAACCCGCUCCACCAGCCUCCUCCCCCUCCACCCAGCCAGCAGCAGCCCGCCUGGCCCAGUCGGCAAAGCCAGGAUCCCACCGGCCUGGUCCAUCACGCCAGGCCUGGCCUGGUCCCUCAUCUCUCGGCGCUGGAGAGCGGCUCGGCCGGGGGCAGGAGGGAAACCUACAGGCGCUCUGAGCUCCUCCUGCCCCACGGACACGGGCUGGACGCUUCCACGCUCGCCGAGAACCUGGCGCUGCAUGAGAUGGCUCAUCAGAUGGAAGAGGUGCCGAAUGUGGAAGAUCAACACUUACUAAUGCAUGACCAGACAGUCAUUAGAAAAGGUCCCAUUUCAUUAACAAAAAACAGCUCGCUGAGUCUCCCCUGCCAGAAGGAUGGAUUAAUUGGAGUGGUGAUAAACCCCAAUGAAGUGUUUUGUUCUGUUCCGGGGAGACUUUCUCUGCUGAGUUCCACAUCUAAAUAUAAAGUGACAGUAGCAGAGGUUCAGAGAAGGCUCUCACCUCCAGAAUGUCUAAAUGCUUCCUUGCUAGGAGGAGUACUCAGAAGAGCCAAAUCUAAAAAUGGUGGCAGAUCAUUAAGGGAAAAACUGGAUAAAAUUGGCUUGAAUCUUCCAGCUGGUAGAAGGAAAGCCGCAAACGUGACAUUAUUGACAUCUUUGGUGGAAGGUGAAGCUGUACAUCUUGCUCGUGACUUUGGUUAUGUAUGUGAGACAGAGUUUCCUUCCAAAGCAGUGGCCGAAUAUUUAACCAGACCACAUUUGGGCCGUAAUGAGAUGGCUAACAGGAAAAAUAUGCUUCUUGCUGCAAAGCAGAUAUGUAAGGAAUUCACAGACCUCCUCACUCAGGAUAGAACUCCUCUUGGAAACACUAGACCUAGUCCAAUCUUGGACCCUGGCAUCCAGGGCUGUUUGACUCAUUUUAGCCUGAUCACGCAUGGCUUUGGGAGUGCUGCCAUCUGUGCUGCCAUGACAUCUGUCCAGAACUACCUAAAUGAAGCAUUAAAAAUAGCAGACAAAACAUAUAUGAACACUGGCGACCAAAGUCCUGCAGAAACCAACAAAAACAUUGAUAAAAUGGAUAAGCACAGGAAGUAAAAUCAGGGAAACCAGACUUUCAAACUGUUCCUCCAAAACACAGACUGGGAUCUUCUUGCCUAAGGGGCAUGUAGAAAUUUGGUUACUUUCCCUCCCCCCUCUCUUUUUAAAACAACAAAACAUCUUAUUCAGGAUCUUCACUCCCUCUGGAUCUGUAAGACAAGUCUUUCUAAAGCUGCAGUACCUCCCUUAACUGUGGAAUCCGUUACCAGAAGAUAAGUACUGGUGAAAUGUAUUAAAAUCCUUUGCUGUUAAAGUGGUGCUAUAAAGUCUUUGGUGGAAAUAUACUAAGAUAUGUAGAGUUUUCAAACAUCUAAAUAUCUAGUGGUGACAAGCUACCGUGUAUAUUUUUUUGAGAUAUGGAUUUUGGAUGGGAUACUCUUCGUUAUCUGGAAAAAGUCAGGUUUUUAGUCUUUAAAGCCAACAAUAACUAUAAUGCAGUAUUAAACAAGGUAUUUAGAUUUAUGUGCAUGGUGUAUUUUAUAAACACAUGACAAACACCAAGAUCAUUCUGUUUUGCUUUAUUUUCAGAUGACCAUAUGAAAAAACUGGUAUCGGCGUAAAUGAAAGAGCUAUUUGAUGCAUUUGACAUGCUUAUUUUAAUUCUUAUUAUUUAUGGAAAUAUUUAGGCUUUUAAAAAUUGCAGUUUUCCACAGUGGAAAUUAU
Molecule: messenger RNA, 2159 nt
Organism: Chelonoidis abingdonii (Abingdon island giant tortoise)
Lineage: Eukaryota; Metazoa; Chordata; Testudines; Testudinidae
Gene: TFAP2C
Product: transcription factor AP-2 gamma
Biological process (GO): anatomical structure development; regulation of transcription by RNA polymerase II; regulation of cell population proliferation
Cellular component (GO): nucleus
Molecular function (GO): RNA polymerase II transcription regulatory region sequence-specific DNA binding; DNA-binding transcription factor activity, RNA polymerase II-specific
Source: RefSeq, a predicted model, not a curated record